AUAUUAAUGAUAGAGAUAUGGAUAUUGAUCCUAUUGAAUAAAAACCAUCUAUACCUCAUGUUUAAGACGAAAAAUAGGCAUUUUUUAAUUUUAUUAAAUCAAUAAUUGGAAUUGGAGCAAUUACAUUUCCAUUUGCAGCUAAUAAAGUAGGAUGGUUAGGUUCUAUUAUAAUAACAAUUCCAGUACUCUUUUGCACCAUAAAGUAUUUUUAUUUACAUUUAUGAUCUAAUACAUUCUUAAUUGAAGUGGCAGAUUAUUACUCAAACAGAAAAUUACUUUUUGGAGAUGUAGUUCAAUUAACUUUGAAAUGG
Molecule: messenger RNA, 311 nt
Organism: Paramecium sonneborni
Lineage: Eukaryota; Ciliophora; Oligohymenophorea; Peniculida; Parameciidae
Source: the annotation of a GenBank genome assembly